Trematosphaeria pertusa is the source of this 2235-nucleotide messenger RNA. RefSeq names its product KR-domain-containing protein. Gene Ontology annotation, molecular function: fatty acid synthase activity. Gene Ontology annotation, biological process: secondary metabolite biosynthetic process; fatty acid biosynthetic process. The transcript is spliced from 2 exons. Lineage: Eukaryota; Fungi; Ascomycota; Dothideomycetes; Pleosporales; Trematosphaeriaceae. The record is from RefSeq and is a predicted model, not a curated record. Bases 1 to 2235 code for a protein of 744 amino acids.
AUGUCUGGGGACUCGAUGCGGAAAGUCUUGGCACCCAAGGUUGAAGGAUCGAAGAAUCUUGUCAACGUCUUCUACGAUGUUGAUCUCGACUUCUUUGUUCUGUUCUCGUCUGUAGUCUGUGUCUACGGCAAUGCUGGUCAGUCCAACUACUCGGCAGCCAACGGAUUUCUCAACGGUCUUGUAAGACAGAGACGCGGGCGUGGCUUGGCGGCCUCUGCUCUUGCCCUCGGCAUGCUCGCAGGCAUUGGAUAUGCGGAGACCGCAGGCCAGGCUGUCCAGAAACAGCUUGUGAAGAAGGUCGGGCUGCCGCAUGUCUCGAAGUUGGACUUGCGUCAGAUGUUUGCGGAAACCAUUUUGGCCGGCUCUAGAGGAACAGCGGACGUAGUAGUGAUAGCCGGCCUCUGCACCAUCAACGAUGAGCAGGACUUGAGGGGUCCGUGGUUCAGCAACCCUUACUUCUCCCAUAUGAUCGAGGAAAGUAAGAGCGCCGUGUCAGUAGCGGAUAGCCGGGAAAAGACGACUGCUCUCCCCGUCACCCAGCAGCUCGCCAUGACAGCCACCAAGAAAGAAGCCCUGGAUGUCCUGCAAGAAUGUUUUGCGACAGGAUUGCGGGCCAUGUUGCAGCUGGGCGACCAGAAGAUCGAACAUAAUGCUCCUCUCCUCGAGCUUGGCAUUGAUUCAUUGGUUGCUGUUGAGGUCGACAUCCCCGUGUUCAAGGUCGUUGGUGGCGCUUCUCCGAGUGAACUGUGCGAAAAAGCGCCGGAGAAGCUUCCAGAGAAAUUAAUCGCAGCAACGCAGAAGCAACAAGACGUCAUCCGACCCGAGGCUGCAGAGGCUAAACCUCAACCCCAGGCACAGGUACCGGAAAAGGCGCAGAGCUCAUUCGUGGAUCCGGAGUCAAGUUCUGCAUAUGGUGAGAACAGCACGUCAACCCCAUCGCGGCUUUCCACGCCAACUCCAGCGACCACGGUGACUACCCCAUCCGCUUCCGUCUCGGUCGUCGAUACGAAGGAGGCUAAGUCUAAGCUAACACGUUUCGAGCGCCCUGCUAGAAAGUUUCUGAAGAGUGAGCGGAUUUCAUUGCCUCAGUCACAGUUUUGGAUUCUUCGGCACUUGCUUGAAGACCCCACGACUGUGAUAUCCUACCGGAUCGCCAGCAAUAUCCGAGUCGGUGACCUUGAAAGAGCCACCCGUAUUGUCACCAACAGACACGAAGCACUGCGAACAUGUUUCGUGGAGGAUGAGAAGACCGCCGGUGAGGCUCUUCAAAAUGUAUUGCCUACUUCUCCACUACGGCUCGAGCGUAAGAGAAUCGAUUAUGCGGAAAAGGUCGAUGCCGAAUAUACCCAGCUCAGGAGUCAAGUAUUCAAUCUGGAACGCGUCGACGUGAUGAGGCUGGUCCUCCUGACGACAUCGGUAUCGUGUCAUUAUUUGUCGAUCAGCUACCAUCAUAUUGUCAUGGACGGCGCCAGUUUAACGUCUUCCUUUCAGACCUUGAAAGGGCUUUACAACGGUCAAUCUCUCGGGCCGUCGCCCCGGCAGUGCCCCGAAUUCUCGGCGGCUCAGCGACGGGCCCUUGCCAACGGCGAGAUGCGGGAGGAGAUGAAGUACUGGCAGACAGUGUUUCCCGCCGGUGAACAGCCCCCUGUCCUAACUCUUCUGCCUCUGGCAAGGAGCGGCACUAGGGUGGUUAUGAAAGGCUUCGACACCCAUCAGGUGGCCUACCACCUCGAGCCUGCUUUGGUGGCGCAGGUCAAGGCCGUGUUCAAAGCGCAGCGAUCGACACCCUUCUACUUGCACUUAGCCGCUUUCAAGGUCUUGCUAUUCUGCUUUGCCGGCGACGUCAUGAAGGACUUAACUAUUGGCUUUGCUGAUGCCGCCCGCAACGACAGCAGCGUGGAGAGAGGUAUCGGCUUCUUCUUGAACCUCCUGACGCUGCGAUUUUGCCGCCAGCCUGACCAACCCUUUUCCGAAGCGAUUGUCGAAGCCCGCAACACGGCACACGCCGCGCUAGAGAGCUCAUGCUUGCCGUUUGAUGUGUUGCUGACUGAGCUGAAUGUCGCCCGCUCUUCAUUACAUAGUCCCUUCUUCCAAGCCUUUCUCGACUACAGACAGGGUGUUCAAGAACGCCAUCUAUGGGGCAAUUGCCAAGCUGAGCUCCAGAGUGUCCAUCCUGGGAGAACAGCAUACGACAUUACUUUGAAUGUGACGGAUUCAAACGCCACAGACACCUAA